Messenger RNA from Rosa chinensis, 732 nucleotides. RefSeq lists its product as uncharacterized. The transcript has a single exon. The coding region runs from base 1 to 732 and encodes 243 amino acids. Lineage: Eukaryota; Viridiplantae; Streptophyta; Magnoliopsida; Rosales; Rosaceae. The record is from RefSeq and is a predicted model, not a curated record.
AUGGCUGCCAUGGGGGAUGGCUCAGCUGCGGCGUUGAUCAAUCACGACUCUGCAAGGGUCUCGCUUGGAUUUGCAGGGCUUGAGGCUCUCAGAGCAUAUCGUUGGUAUAUGGUGGGCCAAUUACUUGGUCCCGAGGCUAUGUUUCCCAGUUUCAAGGGCACAAUCUCCACAAUCUGGAGGAUUAGAUCGGGUUUGAUAAUUCAAGAUGUGGGAGAAUGUUUUGUUUUUCAAUUUGAUCGUGUUGCUGAUCGCAAUAAGAUCUUGCAUGGAGGCAUGUGGUUCUAUCGAAACACUAUGCUUGUCUUUGGCGCGUAUGAUGGUGUUGGACUGGCGGCAGAGGUCCCUCUGAAUUCAUUGGAGACCUUGGUUGUGAUCAAAGGAUUACCGCUGGUUCUACGUAAUAAGACAGCUCUAGGGUUGAUUGGGUCGGCCAUAGGUCGCGUGAUUCGAUUUGAUCAGACAAUCCUCAAUAAGAAGGAGGAGGAACAACGCAUCCGGAUUGUCUUCGAUGUUCAGCAUCAAGUCAGAGUUUGGAAGGUGUUUGAAUUCUCGCCGGUAGUGGUGCCAGAGCUGACAAUGGUUUAUGAGAAAAUUAAGGGUUUCUGUUUGAGCUGUGGUUUGUUUAUACAUGAUGCUGCUGGUUAUGAUGCUGGUGAAGGAGAAGGAGGAAAUUCUCGCGCAAGCACCGACGACAGCUUUGGCAUGUCUCACUUUAACUUCAGCACCGCAUAG